Messenger RNA from Tricharina praecox, 1167 nucleotides. RefSeq lists its product as uncharacterized. The record is from RefSeq and is a predicted model, not a curated record. The transcript is spliced from 3 exons. Bases 1 to 1167 code for a protein of 388 amino acids. NCBI's taxonomy places the organism in Eukaryota, Fungi, Ascomycota, Pezizomycetes, Pezizales, Pyronemataceae.
AUGGGACUAGUCCAUGACAUCGUGGAGCAAGAGGCCAAAUACACUUAUUCAAAUCUGUGUAGUGAAGAGGACCCUCCCCAGAGUGUGGCGAUAUGUCCCCAGCGGCGAUGUGUGGCCUUUGGGUGUCAAGGCGGAAUCGAGCUUCACUGGGUUGAUGCACUUACUGGCCAGGACUUGAAUCGGUGGUUUCCAUUGACGGCACCCACCGACUUCCUCUACUUCCUUCCGCCGCGACAUGGGAUCGACUCCACAAAGAAACUCAGAUUGAUAUCCAGUGCUGCCCAUCCGGAGGAGAUCAAUCCACUCGCUAGGCGGUUUGGAGUCCAUAGGACUUCGAUUGCAUACUGGGGGACAACUUGGGAGCCGAGGAUCGGACAGAGCGACCAUUUUCAGGCGGUGCCGCUGAGUGAUGGGUAUCAUAUCCUGUUCACCGAUCCCGUGACUGGAUCUUUAUGUCUAGGUAGUGAUGCACCAUCAGGAGGUCCGACCAAGUUGUUGAGGAAAAUAUGGCUCAUUCCGCCCGAGUGGCCCGACGAAGGCAAACAAGAAGCGGAUUUUGAAGCAUCCGAGGAGGAUGAGGAAGGUGAACAGGGCCUUGCAACAUUAUUGGACAACUUGGACUGUGAACCCGAGCAGGUCCGGGCCAGUGUCUACGCCUCUGGUGCAGACCUCCGAUACGGCGUGCGUAUUGCUGCCGGCUACAACGACCGCGUGAUAUUCUUCUCCGUUUCGCCCGAUGUAUUCCAUAGCAUGGCCGAUAGAAGCGCCAAUAGGGGCGGAGGGGUGGCAAGUAGAGACCUCAACGAUCAGUCUGGGAAUUCCGUCGUCGUCUUUGGAUGCUACAUUGGUACUGUUCCGGGUCUGGUUGACCUUGCGGUGGACAGUGGGCCCUCGAUAACAGUCUAUGCGUUUUCUUCCCGGGGCACGGUGGAUGUCUAUGGACUGGGGCCAGUGAUUGGUGAACAGGGCUUGAAAAGGAGAACUUCUGGUGUUGAAGCCGCGUUCCCUCGGGCGAGGACAUCCAUAAGUGAAUUGAUGCCCGAUCACGGACACUCAAGUGAUGAUGGGCUGGGUUAUCAUGGGGGUGAUGGGAGUUUGAGCGAGAUAUGGGAUGAGAAGCAGCCCUGGGUGAGUAGGGAUGGAUUGGAGUGUGAAGUUGUCGUGUAA